Molecule: messenger RNA, 794 nt
Organism: Trichomycterus rosablanca
Lineage: Eukaryota; Metazoa; Chordata; Actinopteri; Siluriformes; Trichomycteridae
Product: ly6/PLAUR domain-containing protein 1-like
Exons: 3
Coding region: 85-561 (158 amino acids)
Biological process (GO): acetylcholine receptor signaling pathway
Molecular function (GO): acetylcholine receptor inhibitor activity
Source: RefSeq, a predicted model, not a curated record
GAAGAGCAGAGCAGUGCGGAGGGUGGAGUGGAGAGUGGAGGAGGGAGGGAUGGAUGAUUCCGGGAUCUCCGAGGCUCCGUGUUGAUGAUGGAGACGCCGAUGCAGCGAGUGAGCGGCAGGAUGUUCAUCAGCGCCGGAUUAUUCACACUCCUGCUCCGCCACGUCCUGACCCUGCAGAUCCAGUGUUUCCAGUGUGAGGAGAACCAGCAGGAUGACUGUUCAUCUCCAGAGUUCAUCGUUAACUGCACUGUUAACGUACAGGACAUGUGUCAGAAGGAAGUUCUCAUCAAGGAGGAUGGAAUCCACUACAGGAAGUCGUGUGCAUCGUCGGGGGCGUGUCUGAUCGCAUCCUCGGGGUACCAGCAGUUCUGUACGGGGAAGCUGAACUCGGUGUGCAUAACCUGCUGUAACACCCCGCUGUGCAACGGUCCCCGAAACCGCCGACGCCCGUCCUCGUCCAGCGCCCGGCUCGGCCCGCCCCUCGUCGCUCCGCUAACGCUGCUUUGUAGCUUAUUAUCCCUGUGUGCGCACCUGUACCCGCCUACCUGUCCGUCCGACUGACCCCUAACACUCAUCGUGGUAAAUACAAGCAGCUAGCAUCGGGUCAGGAUCUUACAUUCAUUACGUUUUGAAUUUCACGCCGACGUCCUUUCGCUUCUCGCCGGUGGAAACUGGACCGAUGUUGCUUUGUGGGCGUGGCCGCACAGAGCACGUGUGCAGUGAGGAGGAAGUCAUGUGACAUUGAGCAAUGAUCGCGGACGUGAAACCAAUAAUAAAGUGGUUAUUAUUUCCUC